AUGGCCCGCCAUGGGAAAUUCAAGGCCCGUACUAGACGGGCACCAUCGGAUAGAGACCCAUCGCCACACCAGUUUACUAUGCAGCAAGAAGCUCGGAAUACUGAAACCCAUCAGCGAUCAUGGUCAGACAGCAACCUUCGUCACAAAUCCGUUCGCUUUGUGAGCGUAGGAAGCUUGGAACCGACAUUGGAACAAGCAGACGAGGAUCAGACAAAAUCAGACGCGGAUCGGGAAGAACCGAAGACCGACAAUAUACCGGACAAAAAAGCCGACAUUGAGGUCCCAUUCGUCUUCGACUCAAAGGGACAAGGGGCUGUUCAUACCGAGCACCCGGACCCAGUAUUGAAGUCCAAAAUAUCGGAUAUAGACGACUCGAGUGAGGAUGAGGUUGUGUUCACCGGCCGCAGGAGGAAUACAAAACCCGUUCUCAUCGAAACGCGUCAGAACGAGAUCCAAGAAAUUGUGCAGAAGACUACUGUGGCAUUUACGCAGAAACUACACACACCGACGUUAGACCAUAUGCCCCGGGACCCUUCGGCUGCCGCUACCCCUACAGGCAACCUUGAAUUCAACAUCGAGAGACCAGACUGGCCACCGGAAGAAGAGACCGACCCACUAGCCGACUAUAUCGCCAACAUCGACAAUGACUACCACGAGGAAGUGACAUCCGGUGCAAAGAUUAACCUAGAAGGUGGCAUUGAUGUCGAAAAAGCUGCAACGCAACUAGACCUGUCGGCCUCGAGCCCCACAGGCUCCAAAAUUGAAUCACCCAAAUCACUAGCUCAAAUGCAAAUUGACACCGAACAUGAUUCAAUUCCAACAUCAAGCGAAGAUGACGAGGACGAUAUGGUCAUCUCUGGAUCAGACGACGACACCCUUGAAGACUUUGUGCUACUUGAGGACCUGGCAAACGGAUAUUCUGGGUCCACCAAGAAGGGUUCCCGUUAUGGAAAGCCUUCAUUUCCGUCGGCAUCGGCACUUGUGGAUGCUCUUGAGGCUGACCCGUAUUUCGGGUUUGACAUAAUGGACUUUGACCGAUCAAGUCUACGGAAAAAAACCAAGGGCAAGCAGUCCAUCCCCGACCCAGUACUAUCGGACAGUGAGUUCGAAAUCGAGCUACAGGAGGCCUGGCAAAACGACCGGACCAAAAAGAAGCUGCGGAAGAUGGAGCGGGCAGAGCUCCGGGCGCAAGGACUAUUAGGCAGAAAAGCAGGGAACCCAGACCUCAAGGUCAAGUACCCUAAAGAAAUGAACAUGGAGGAAUUUAUGACCGAGAUUCGCUCAUUCCUUAUGUCUGCUAAAAAUAGCCUGUCCUUGCCACCCAUGACCAAGCAACGCAGAAAGUUGAUACAUGAAUUGGCCAAUGCGCUGAAUCUGAAAUCACAGUCACGCGGCCAUGGACUUUCUCGCUUCCCGGUCCUCAAUAAGACGGUGCGCACCCCGCGAUACACACCAAAGACUAUAUCCAACGUUGACGAGCUCUUAUCCGGGAGGAAGUUUAACCGUCGGUUGUUCAAAUCAUGGGGCACGGAAGUGCCGAAAUUCUCCCAGACCAAGCGUGGAAAGUCUGGUGCUGCUUCAUAUAUGGAUGGCGAUGUGGUGGGCGCCUCUGCUCCGGAAAUCGGAGCUGAAAACCGAGGUCGGGCUAUGCUGGAGAAGAUGGGAUGGAGUACAGGGACUGCUCUGGGUGCCGCCGACAACAAGGGAAUUCUGCAGCCUGUCGCGCAGGUCGUGAAGAACUCGCGGGCUGGGUUGGGUUAG
Penicillium samsonianum is the source of this 1761-nucleotide messenger RNA. RefSeq lists its product as uncharacterized. The coding region runs from base 1 to 1761 and encodes 586 amino acids. The transcript has 3 exons. Lineage: Eukaryota; Fungi; Ascomycota; Eurotiomycetes; Eurotiales; Aspergillaceae. The record is from RefSeq and is a predicted model, not a curated record. Gene Ontology annotation, molecular function: nucleic acid binding.